Nothobranchius furzeri (turquoise killifish) is the source of this 1683-nucleotide messenger RNA. Its product is annotated as endoplasmic reticulum-Golgi intermediate compartment protein 2. Gene Ontology annotation, cellular component: COPII-coated ER to Golgi transport vesicle; endoplasmic reticulum; membrane. Lineage: Eukaryota; Metazoa; Chordata; Actinopteri; Cyprinodontiformes; Nothobranchiidae. The record is from RefSeq and is a predicted model, not a curated record. Gene Ontology annotation, biological process: endoplasmic reticulum to Golgi vesicle-mediated transport; retrograde vesicle-mediated transport, Golgi to endoplasmic reticulum.
CGUUACGCACCUGCUUACGUCUUGACGUAACAUUUACGUCAGGAAGAAGCUGGCACCUGUUAUGUAGCAUCAUGAAUUGUGUCCAGAUCCAGUAAAACAGCUGUCUGCAGGUUAUUCACGGCUUCAGAGGGGCUUCCGGAGAAACCGGUCGAACUAAAUGAUAAAAGAGAGGGUGGAGAGCAGUCCUGACCUCAAAGAUGAGGCGUCUGUCUAAAAAAAAAGCCCUGAGUCUUGUGAAGGAGCUGGAUGCCUUCCCUAAAGUGUCUGAGAGCUUUAUGGAGACAACGGCGUCGGGAGGAACAGUGUCCCUCAUAGCUUUCAGUUCAAUGGCAGUUCUGGCCGUCUUGGAAUUCUUCGUUUAUCGAGACACUUGGAUGAAGUACGAAUAUGAAGUCGACAAGGAUUUUUCCAGUAAACUUAAAAUAAACGUGGACAUCACAGUCGCGAUGAAAUGCCAGCAUGUGGGAGCGGACAUUCUGGACCUCGCUGAGACCAUGAUCACCUCCACUGGUUUGCAGUACCAGCCUGUGAUUUUUGAACUGACACCACAGCAGAGACUGUGGCAGAGGACGUUGCAUCUCAUACAGAGCAGGCUGCGAGAGGAGCACGCUCUGCAGGAAGUCCCGUAUAAAACUCUGCUGAAGGGAGCUCCCACGGCUCUGCCGCCACGAGAGAGUUCAUCCAUAGAACCACUCGAUGCCUGCAGGAUUCACGGCCAUGUUUAUGUCAAUAAGGUGGCAGGAAACCUGCACAUCACAGUUGGGAAGCCUAUCCACCACCCCCAGGGCCACGCACACAUUGCAGCUUUUGUCAGCCACGAGUCGUAUAACUUCUCCCAUCGGAUAGAUCAUCUAUCUUUUGGCGAGGAGGUACCCGGAAUAAUCAAUCCUCUGGACGGCACGGAGAAAAUCACUUACAACAAUAACCAGAUGUACCAGUACUUCAUUACUGUGGUGCCCACCAAGCUGAACACCUACGAGAUAGCAGCAGACACGCACCAGUUCUCCGUGACCGAACGAGAGCGGAUGAUAAACCACGCUGCUGGCAGUCACGGCGUUUCCGGCAUCUUUGUGAAGUACGACACCAGCUCUCUGAUGGUGACGGUCAGCGAGCAGCACAUGCCGCUGUGGCAGUUCCUGGUGCGACUGAGUGGGAUCAUCGGAGGCAUUUUCUCCACAACAGGCAUGCUUCACAGCCUCGUGGGCUUUUGUUUUAAUGUCAUCUGCUGUCGCUUCAAAUUAGGAGUCUACCGGCCCAGAGAGGUGAGUCUUGACAAAAAACAAACAUCUUCUGUGUCAGACUUUUCUUUAAACCAACUGAACCUUUUCCAGGACUCGCUGCUGCACAACCAGAUGAAUAAUCUGACCAAUCACCAAUCACCUCUCCUGGCUGGAAAUGCUGGUCUGGAGUAGAAACUUCAGUCGACGGCCUGUCAAAAACCUGCAAAAAAGAAGAAACGAACCUCCUCCUCCCUGUGGGACACAUGUGCACUCAGACUAUCAGACAUUUCAUAUUCAUUUUAAAGCACAUUUGUGUGUUUUUAGUUUAUUAAUCACAGCUUUGCACUUUAGAAGACGCUUACCCAGUGACAGCAUUUUGUGUUUUAGUGUCUGUGGAUUCAUUUAGUCUCAUAAUUGCUGUUUUGUGUUGAUUUUCCCCAACAAUAAAUUCUGACAAUCUUGA